Molecule: messenger RNA, 4869 nt
Organism: Centropristis striata (black sea bass)
Lineage: Eukaryota; Metazoa; Chordata; Actinopteri; Perciformes; Serranidae
Gene: npas2
Product: neuronal PAS domain protein 2
Exons: 22
Coding region: 594-3242 (882 amino acids)
Biological process (GO): regulation of transcription by RNA polymerase II; circadian regulation of gene expression
Cellular component (GO): cytoplasm; nucleus; CLOCK-BMAL transcription complex
Molecular function (GO): DNA-binding transcription factor activity, RNA polymerase II-specific; RNA polymerase II cis-regulatory region sequence-specific DNA binding; protein dimerization activity
Source: RefSeq, a predicted model, not a curated record
CAACAUACAUGUUAAAUUGGGGGUCGCGACUCAAAAAGGUUGAGAACUACUGUUUUAAAGGGUAUAUUUAAAGCCCAGCCGCCACCACUACACACACACACGCGACACGCGUGCGCGUGCUCACAUAACUUUAUUUAGUAUAUAGUCCAGUGGGCGGGACUCUGAGUGUGGCCGGGCUGCAGGGAAACUCUUCAUUCAGCCUCCGUCUGUGUGUGGAGACAGUCUAUAUUGGACCUUUUAGCGCUUCGUUCAGCGCUAAAUGAGAAUAUAAAUUGUGAGGUGUGUGUGUGCGGGCAGCGCCAGGAUCUCCCCCUCAACAGGCUGUGUCCCCGAUACUCCGCCGCCGGGGCUGCUGUCUCAUCUCUGGGCAACUUUUGGAAUAUAGGACGCCGGGGCUUCUGCUCGGGUGAAGCUCCUCUUCCUCACACACUUUGGUCUGGACUCGCCUGACACAUAUCCCUCAACAUAAAGAUUUGGCGUUUCUUUGGCGGACUCGAGGAGGUGGUGGACAUCUGGUCCCCGGUAGACAUUUGGUCAGUGCGGAUGGGACUUAAAAGACUUCAGAAAGGGCCUGGUUGGGAAAAGGAGUGAGUAUGGACAACCUUUCUGACUUCGGGGGCUCCUGUCCAUCCACAAGGAGGGAAUGGGACACCAACAGCUGUGUGGAUGAUUUAAUGGAUGAAGAUGAGAAAGACAGGGCAAAAAGGGCAUCUCGGAACAAAUCAGAAAAGAAAAGAAGAGACCAAUUCAAUGUGCUCAUCAAGGAGCUAUGCACCAUGCUGCAGGGUCAGGGACAUCCACGCAAGAUGGACAAGUCUACCAUUCUGCAGAGGACCAUUGACUUCCUGCAGAAACAGAAAGACAUCACUGCACAGAACGAAACUUGUGAUGUGAGACAGGACUGGAAGCCUUCGUUCCUCAGUAAUGAGGAGUUCACUCAGCUAAUGCUGGAGGCCCUAGACGGUUUCUUGGUAGCAUUAACUACAGAUGGCAACAUCAUAUACGUAUCUGACAGUGUGUCUUCACUUAUUGGACAUUUACCGUCAGAUAUGGUGGACCAAAAUAUCUUGAAUUUCCUCCCCGAGCGGGAACACGGGGAGGUGUAUAAGCUGCUAUCAUCCCACAUGCUGAUGACUGACCCCAUUGCUGCUGACUUCCUUGACAAUGAGGCACAUAUUGAAUUUUGCUGCCAUCUAGCCAGAGGUAACAUAGACCCAAAGGAGCCGCCUGUAUAUGAAUAUGUCAAGUUUGUUGGAGAUUUCAAGUUUCAUAACAAUGUGCCUACAUCUUCUUGUAACGGGCUCGAUUUGUCGUUACCAAGAAGUCUGCAGUCUUCGCUGGAGGAGCAGGUCUGCCUCAUCGCUACUGUACGAUUAGUCACUCCACAGUUUCUAAAGGAUUUGUGCAAUGUGGAAGAUCCUUGUGAUGAAUUCACAUCCAGACACAGCCUCGAAUGGAAGUUCUUGUUUUUGGAUCACAGAGCUUCACCAAUCAUAGGCUAUUUGCCCUUUGAGGUUCUCGGAACGUCUGGCUAUGAUUACUAUCAUGUGGAUGACUUGGAGCUCAUAGCUCAGUGUCAUAAGCAGCUAAUGCAGUUUGGAAAGGGUAAAUCCUGCUACUAUCGCUUCCUGACCAAAGGUCAGCAGUGGAUCUGGCUGCAGACCCACUACUACAUCACAUACCACCAGUGGAACUCCAAGCCUGAGUUCAUUGUCUGUACUCACACUGUUGUCAGUUAUGCUGAAGUGCGAGCUGAAAGAAGGAGAGCGUUUGGCUUCGAGGAGCUGUCUCCUCCUGAGAUCGCUCCCUCUUCAGUCAAGGCUCAGGAGCUGUAUCUGGACAUCUGCUCCACGCUGGACCCUCCGCGGGACCGAGACAGCGGUGCACGUUCGGUAUCCUCCCACAGCUCCCGGAAGUCCUCCCACACAGCCAUGUCGGACUCUGCAUCAGCUAACUCCUACACAGAGGCCUGCACGCCGUCAUGGCAGCCUGCUUCCAUCGGGACAGAGAAGACGUCUACCAGACUCCAACCCAGCAGUUCAAAGAAUUUGACACAAAGACAAAAUUCCUUUGACCUCGUUCCCCAACUGAGCCUCCCCCUUUCUCCUACCUGCAGCAAGCACUCCGCCAUGCAACCACAGCAGCAGUUGUCUCCUAUGUAUCAGCUGCAGCAGCCCCAGCUCUGUGUAAUGAACCAGCUGAAGGAGCAGCUGGAGGAGAGGACGCGCAUUCUGCAAGCUGACAUUAAGACGCAGCAGCAGGAGCUGCACGACAUUAAGGAGAAGCUUCACCUCGCUAAUCUCCAGAUGUUGUUACAGCAGCCUAUCCACAAUGACUUUGGCCAGACCCAGCAGCAGCAGCAGCAGCAGCAGCAGCAGCAGCAGCCGGGCUCGGGCCGGCCGGCCCAGCAGGGCCAGUCGGGGGUGAUCAGGCAACUCUCAGGCCACCCGAAGCCCCAGUCCUGCGGAGGUCCCCACAGUUCAUCCCCUCACUCACUCCUGAGAGAGAACAGCUCACCAUCAACGCAGCAGAGGAUUGCACGCAGCGGGCAGGUGAGCGUUCCCGUGCAGACGAGCACCAGCGUGACGAUGCCCUUCUACAGCAACCCCAUGAUGUUCUCUCAGACCAACACCAGGUCUCUGCAGGACGCAAACCAAAGACACACAGACGGCGAGUUCAACCAAGAUGGACAACUACGCAUGCUCCUCAACCAGCCGAUGCAGACUUUGGUUCCCACUAGCAGUGUCACCUCGCAGCCUUCCCAGUGCAACAUGGGCAUCUCUCAAACCAUUUCCUCGUUAUGCCCUCCCAACAGAUACACUUUGGAGCAGCAGAUCAUCGGCCCGUCGUUCUCCAUGCAGCAGGUCAACUGUAACGCCGUCCUGGUGCCCUCCCCGGUCUUCACCUCCCCCAUAGUGCUCCCACACAACAACUUCAUCACAAACCAGUCCCAGUCAGCCUACCACACUCAGCCUCAGGCCUCCCAGCACUCUCUGCAGCUCCAGCAGCCGCAGCAGUUCUUUCAGAUGGCUCAAGGACUUGUCCACGGUGGAUCUACUCCAGCAUUCUUACACACCACUAACGUCCCGCAGCAAAGCACUGUGGGAUACAUCCAGCAGCAGCAAACACAGCAACUGCCCCAAGCACAACAGCAACAGGCGCAACAGCAACAAAGGCAAUACCAACAUUCCCAAAAUCAGACUGGCAGUGUUUCAGACUUCCGAAAUAUGCUGACUCGGUAGCGCUGUUAGAGCGAGGAGAUCUCCCUCUGUGUCGUCACCAUGGAGACGGCAGCACGUUGUGGCGUUUGGAAGCCAAACUUGACGUCAAGUUCAAGUUCUGCAGCAGAAAUGCCUGAAAGUGGAAAACUGCUUCUAGUGACCUUACUGUUGAUGUGAAGCCGCCUGUCUGGACAUCACUGGAGUGAACGCCGCCAGCAGAGGCGGCGCCGACCGACCCGACGCCACCUGCAGGACCCGAGGAGCGUCUGUGGUGCUGCUGCGCCCUCAUCACACUCAGACUGCUGCAACAAGUGGAUUAUCAAAGCUCUCAAGAAGACUCUUCACAUGUUUACAUGUGGAGCUUUUUCAUCUAAGAGACUUUCCUUCUAAGUGUCUGUUUGCACUUUGGUACCGCCCCCUACCAAAAAAAUAGAAUAUUUAUUUUUGCCCGUGAAUCUAUUUUCCUCACUAAGAAUGGCAGAACAACCUCCAGCUCCACAAACAAUCAUCAACCCUGCACAGAUGUUUAGAGGUUCGUCUCAUAAAGGGAUUAGUGUACAUAGGAACGUGACAUCAGUGUCUGUUUCAGUUGGCAGACGUCAGAAUUCGCUCCCCAAACCAACAGUCUGGCCUCCAAAAAAUCACAUUCUCAUACAACAAAACAGCAUUGUCGGAUACAUUUUUAGGGAAACACAUUUUCUCCAAAAUAUUGUUCGUUUUUGACGUAUAUGACAAAUAAAUUUAAGUCGGGAGGAGGUGGGAUGGAUGGAUGGUGUAAAACCAAAAGUCUACAUUGACUUAUUUAACAUACUCUGAACCAUUUGUUUUCUUUAAGAGAUUGAAAAAAAAAAAAAAACCAACAGUUUAUUGAAGAAAGAAACUGUAAAAACAGGCAUUAUCGUCAGAUUUAGAACUUUCUGACAUUCCUGAUAAGCCAAAACUCUGCUUAAAAUUGUGAUUUUUCUGUCAAAAUCACUUCAUUCUACAUGUCCUUCCAUAGGGGUGCAGGACUUAUACAUUUUAUAUAUUGCAGUAAAAUACAUAGUGAGUUAAAUGUAAAAAGAGCAAAAAAACGUCCUGAAAUGGCUUGUUGGGGUUCAGAGUGUUACUGACAUUAGGUAACGUAUUUAUCAAACUUAAGCCUUGUAAAUCUAACUGAGAAUGCAGUUUAGUUGUAUGGGAAAUGUAUUUUUGGGAGACCAGGUUGAAAUGAUGAAACAGUAUGUUGAUGGUAAGUCACUAGAGUAGUCUAGACGGAUUUCAGAAUAAAGGCCUCCUAUAAGAAGUGAGGAGCAUUUAUGGGUACAAGUCAGGAACCGGCCUACCUUACAUAUCUCAAGGGUGCUGAGUCCAAAAAAAUGGUUCCCAAGCGAAAUUUUGAGUUUUUGACCUUCUAAUUUGUAUCAAAUGGCCACCAAAUUGCCCAUCUUGCUCAGUCAUUGGACCAUUUCCACUUAGUUUUUUUGUAAGUAGGCAAUCAAGAUGAGGAAAUUAAGUUUCUGGAUCUAUAGUCUAGAGUCAGAGCAAGAAUAUAGUGGAGGCUCAGUGUCUUUUUUAUGUAUAUAUAUAUAUAUAUGCAAAAUACCAACUGGAACAUUUAAAAGUGAUAUUGAUUGAAUAUUUAUGUCGGCCUUAAAAAAACACACAA